This is a messenger RNA of Panicum virgatum (switchgrass), 1584 nucleotides long. RefSeq lists its product as uncharacterized. The record is from RefSeq and is a predicted model, not a curated record. Gene Ontology annotation, molecular function: protein dimerization activity. Lineage: Eukaryota; Viridiplantae; Streptophyta; Magnoliopsida; Poales; Poaceae. The transcript is spliced from 4 exons. Bases 1 to 1098 code for a protein of 365 amino acids.
AUGGCGGUGCAAGAGAUUCGAAAGGUGGUGGGCGAGAUUGGACCGGAGAAUGUCGUGCAUAUAGUCACCGAUAAUGGCUCGAAUUACAAGAAAGCUUGCAAGGCACUAGGAGAGGUGUAUGAACACAUUCUUUGGACACCUUGUCUAGCACACACCGUCAAUUUGAUGUUGAAGGAUAUAGCUCGAAGGCCCGAACAUUCUGGUACGAUCAAGCAAUGCAAGCGAAUUUCUAAUUGGUUACACAAUCAUGGUCAGUUGAAUACAAUGAUGAGGAACGCAAUCGGUGGUGAGUUGGUCAAGUGGAAUGCCACUCGAUUUGGAACCAAUUACAUGUUCUUAGAGAGCAUCUAUCGGAAACGUGAUCGUUUCAUGCAGUGGAUGGCAUCUACUGAGUUUUUACAAAGCAAAUGGGCAGAUACCGAAGAUGGUCGAUUUACUCAUUCCAGGUUUUCAAAUUUGGAGUGGUGGGACGGAUUGAAAUAUGUCAUCGACACAGUUCAAGCAAUAUACAAGAUCCUUCGCUUCACUGAUCAGGACAAGCGGCCCAACAUGUGCGAAGUCGUGAUGUCGUACCAGAAUACGAGACAGGAGCUGCAAUCUUUCUUUGGAAAUAAUGUUUCCACUCGGGACGAGUAUCUUAAGGUUAUGGACGAUAGGAUGCGUGACCUUUUCAUAGGCACGUAUGUGGGUCCAGCUGCUGUCCUAAAUCCGAGGUAUUCAUACACGAUGGAACCAACUCAAGAAAUGUUUCGUGGACUCAAGGAUACAUUUGAGCGCAUGACGGAUGUCCAGAGCGCCGUGCAGGCAUUGCAGGAGCUUGAGGUGUUUCGGCAGAAGGUUGGCGAGUUUGGCAGUGAAAUGGCAAUGAGAAUGGCGAUGGAUCCAAAGACAUCCCCAUCGUCCUGGUGGAUGAUGUUCGGAUCAAGCAAUCCAAAGCUGCAGUAUCUUGCCAUGCGGCUUGUUUCACAAUGUUGUUCGUCCAGUGGAUGCGAGCGCAACUGGAGUACUUUUGACUUGCUGCAUACAAAAGUUCGCAAUCGAUUGUCGCACAAGAAACUUAACAAGCUGGUCUAUGUCAACUACAACCUUCGUCUGUGACUAGAGGAGGUCUCCGGCCCACCGAUACAUGAAGAAGGUGAUUUUAUCGACCAGCUGGCCCAUCUUUCAUUUUAUGAUGAGAAUAAUCCGGUGCGGGAAUGGAUGGAAUAUGGUCGAUCUAACCGCGCUCCAGUUCUGGACGAGGAUGAUGAUGACGGAGACGUCCCUCUCCCGUCUCAUAUUGUCAGGGAUCAAAUAAACCUCUCAGAUCUACGUGACACUAUGGGGGAUGCUUGCAUCAGCGAUUGGGCACGUAGACAUGUGGGUGACACUCACCUAGGGAAGAGGAAAUUCCAGAGGGGGCAUACGAAGGGUGACUCGAAGCGUCAAAAACAAAAAGGAAAAGCAACAGCAAAUUCAGUGAACAGCGACACGUCCACAGAUGAUGGCGAUGGUGAGCGUAGUCCACCGUAUCAAGAGACUGGGGAUAGCAGCUCCGCUGGUGAUGGUGACGGUAGUGACGGUGCAGAUGCUGCUGCUGCUGGU